AUUAAUUUUAAAUCAAUUUAAUUUUCUAUUCCUGAAGAGGAUGGAGUGGCUUCUGGUUUAAACAGAGUAUAACCAGUCAAGAUGGGUGCGGCAUCCGACGGCUGGCGUGCCCGUAUCGACGCCUGUCGGGAGUCGAGGAAGCUGGUGCUGGUCAUCUUAAACCUUAUCCUACUUCUCCAGAACUUGUUGCUUUAUUCAAUUUUGCCAAUAAUCCCGGAGUUCCUAUACGAUAUACGUCACCCUGACGCGCCCCUGUCAAUGUCCCUGGAUGACGUCACAGUGCCCCCGCCCCCGCCGACACCUUACUGCCCUUGUAUGGAGAAGAACACGACGGUCGUUUAUGAAAAUGUCACCCAUUUGAACUUAACAGCAGAGAGAGAGGAACGUCACAAGGAACUGAUUCAUGAGACGGUGGCAGUUGGCGUGAUGUUCGCCAGCAAGGCGAUAGUGCAACUCAUCGCUAAUCCAUUCGUAGGACCACUUACACACAGAAUCGGUUACAGCGUGCCCAUGUUUACUGGAUUCAUUUUAAUGUUUCUAUCAACAUUAAUCUUCGCAUUCGGUCGUUCUUAUAGCGUUCUGUUUAUUGCUCGAGCACUCCAAGGUAUAGGGUCCUCCUGUUCUUCAGUUUCUGGAAUGGGAAUGCUGGCUGAAAGAUACCCUGAUGAUAAGGAGCGUGGCAACGCAAUGGGCAUAGCUCUAGGAGGUCUAGCGUUGGGGGUCCUCAUCGGCCCUCCGUUCGGAGGUCUGAUGUACGAGUUCGUCGGGAAGACCGCGCCUUUCCUGAUGCUGUCUGCUCUCGCGUUGGGAGAUGGAUUACUGCAGCUGAUGAUCCUGCAGCCGGGCGUGGUGCGGCAGGAGUCGGAGCCGCCUUCGCUGCGCGACCUCGUCACCGAUCCUUACAUCCUGGUAGCUGCUGGAGCGAUAACUUUCGCCAAUGUGGGUAUCGCAAUGUUGGAGCCGAGUCUGCCCAUCUGGAUGGCAGACACGAUGGAGGCGCGGCGCUGGCAGCAGGGAGUCGCGUUCUUACCGGCCAGCAUCUGCUAUCUCAUUGGUACCAAUUUAUUCGGACCCCUCGGACAUAAGAUGGGUCGUUGGCUCGCAGCUCUUUCUGGACUGAUCAUCAUUGGAUUAUGCUUAAUUCUGAUUCCGAUGGCACGUAAACUGGAGCAUUUGAUAAUUCCCAAUGCUGGUCUGGGCUUUGCUAUCGGAAUGGUGGACUCCUCAAUGAUGCCGGAGCUUGGGUUCCUGGUUGACAUCCGUCAUGCUGCGGUAUACGGAUCGGUUUAUGCUAUUGGAGAUACUGCCUUCUGUUUGGGAUAUGCUGUUGGUCCUGCGUUCUCCGGAGCUUUAGUGAACAGUAUUGGCUUCGAGUGGAUGUUAGUGAUCAUAGCGCUGCUGAACUUCGCGUACGCGCCUUGUCUACUGAUGCUGAGGUCUCCGCCCGCGAGAGAUGAGAAGCAGAGUUUGAUAAUAAGCGACAAAUCUUCUGUACGUUACGUGACUUAUCAGAACGAAGAAGAGGAGUAGACGCCAUUUCGAUGUCCGCCAUCUUGGAACCCGCCCGUUUCUAACUUUUUAAUCCAGCGAAAAUACUAGAAAGAUAUAUUAAGGUAAAAAUAUAUG
This is a messenger RNA of Papilio polytes (common Mormon), 1626 nucleotides long. It is a transcript of the gene Vmat, whose product is annotated as synaptic vesicular amine transporter. Gene Ontology annotation, biological process: transmembrane transport; aminergic neurotransmitter loading into synaptic vesicle. The coding region runs from base 82 to 1530 and encodes 482 amino acids. Gene Ontology annotation, molecular function: serotonin:sodium:chloride symporter activity. The record is from RefSeq and is a predicted model, not a curated record. Gene Ontology annotation, cellular component: terminal bouton; synaptic vesicle membrane. NCBI's taxonomy places the organism in Eukaryota, Metazoa, Arthropoda, Insecta, Lepidoptera, Papilionidae. The transcript has 15 exons.